This is a messenger RNA of Didymodactylos carnosus, 234 nucleotides long. Lineage: Eukaryota; Metazoa; Rotifera; Eurotatoria; Philodinida; Philodinidae. The record is from the annotation of a GenBank genome assembly.
AUGCAAUUAUAUGACUUAUCACUCGUUAAAGUUGAUGUACUACAAGGACAAUUAGUGUAUUUGGACGAUUCGAGUGGUCUUGCCAUCUAUACACCGCUACUAAAUUUGACAUUUCAUGAUGAGACUGGAACUGAACAUCAAAUACAAAUGCCAUUUCGUUUAGAUCCAGGAGCACCUAAAUCAUUAUCAUUAAAUCCGUUUAAAUUUGGUAUAACAGACCAGCACCUGUUAUAA